CGUGGCCGCCGACGUGCGCGUUCCCGGUCCGGAUAUCUCGGCUCCUGGAGCUGCGGCCCUUGGGCAAGAGCGGCUUUCUGUGGCGCGCGCCCGCCCGCGACCCCCAGCUUCGGGGCGCGCGCCCCGCUGUUGGGUGGCGGCUGCGCCGCCGCCGCGAGGACGCGCGGGACACCUCUGCUGCGUGGAGCGGCGGCGAGCUGGCGGGCGGCUCGCAGUGUGAGGAAGGUUGUGGGUUGGGCCCUUCCUGCUCUGGUGACGUCCCCGGACCGCCAUGGCCUAGGCCUGGGGAGAAACCAACCGGCUUUGCAGUCUUGCGGUUCCGCUCCUCUAAGAGGCGGGCGAGAUUGCUCGUUCUUCUGGAAGAAUGCAGUGACUUGAGGCCAAUGUGCGGGAAAGGUGCUGCCCUGUUUCUGAAACAGAGCCCUGUAGAAUGUUACAAGUCUUAAGAACUCAGGACAAGCAGCAGAAAUACAUGCAACAUGGUGACUGAUUUAAAAAGCUAUGAGGAGCUAUUGCUAGAGUAGAUGCGAACGAACCAUAAGAGGGGCCCGAGAACCUGACUGGGUAAACAGGAAGAGGCAGGGCUCUGAGGCAGCUCAGAGUUUCUUCUCUUAGUCCAUCUCAUAUUCAAGACCCACUUUGUGGAGCUGCAUGGGGAGCUGGGAAGAGGUAUCAGAAAUUUGAGGAGACCCAAGAAAGGAUGAUUCUGGAACCCUAAGGACUCUGCAAUAUGAAUAAUUCUCUGGAGAACACCAUUUCCUUUGAAGAGUACAUCCGAGUAAAGGCGCGGUCUGUCCCGCAGCACAGGAUGAAGGAAUUUCUGGACUCACUAGCCUCUAAGGGGCCAGAAGCCCUUCAGGAGUUCCAGCAGACAGCUACCACUACCAUGGUGUACCAACAGGGUGGGAACUGCAUUUAUACAGACAGCACCGAAGUGGCUGGGUCUUUACUUGAACUUGCCUGUCCAGUCACCACCAGUGUUCAGCCACAAACUCAACAAGAACAGCAGAUUCAGGUUCAACAGCCACAGCAGGUUCAGGUACAGGUGCAGGUACAGCAGUCUCCGCAGCAGGUCUCGGCUCAGCAGCUCUCCCCGCAGCUCACCGUUCACCAGCCUGCUGAGCAGCCCAUCCAGGUCCAGGUGCAGAUCCAAGGCCAAGCACCACAGCCGGCAGCCCCCUCCAUCCAGACCCCGUCUCUGCAGAGCCCCAGCCCCUCGCAGCUGCAGGCAGCCCAGAUCCAGGUGCAGCACGUGCAAGCGGCCCAGCAGAUCCAGGCUGCAGAGAUCCCAGAGGAGCACAUCCCACAUCAGCAGAUCCAGGCUCAGCUGGUGGCCGGCCAGUCUCUUGCUGGGGGUCAGCAGAUCCAAAUCCAGACCGUGGGUGCCCUUUCCCCACCACCGUCUCAGCAGGGCUCACCCCGGGAAGGGGAGCGACGGGUUGGCACAGCCAGUGUCCUCCAGCCAGUGAAGAAACGCAAAGUGGACAUGCCCAUCACUGUGUCCUAUGCCAUCUCAGGGCAGCCGGUGGCUACUGUGCUGGCCAUUCCACAGGGCCAGCAGCAGAGUUAUGUGUCUUUGAGGCCAGACUUACUGACAGUAGACAGUGCCCACCUGUAUAGUGCCACUGGGACCAUUACUAGCCCUACAGGAGAAACCUGGACCAUCCCUGUUUACUCUGCCCAGCCCCGUGGGGAUCCUCAACAGCAGAGUAUUACCCACAUUGCCAUUCCCCAGGAAGCCUACAAUGCAGUUCACGUCAGUGGCUCACCCACGGCCCUGGCAGCUGUAAAGCUGGAGGAUGACAAGGAGAAGAUGGUGGGCACCACGUCUGUAGUGAAAAACUCACAUGAAGAGGUAGUGCAGACCCUUGCAAACUCUCUCUUUCCAGCACAGUUCAUGAAUGGCAACAUCCACAUUCCAGUGGCUGUGCAGGCUGUGGCAGGCACAUACCAGAAUACAGCUCAGACUGUCCACAUAUGGGACCCCCAGCAGCAGCCACAACAACAAACCCCCCAGGAACAGACACCACCGCCACCACCGCAGCAGCAGCAGCAGCAGCUCCAGGUUACUUGUUCAGCUCAGACUGUCCAGGUUGCUGAAGUUGAACCACAGUCACAGCCACAGCCUUCCCCAGAACUUCUGCUUCCAAAUUCUCUGAAACCAGAAGAAGGGCUUGAAGUAUGGAAAAACUGGGCCCAGACCAAGAAUGCUGAGUUAGAGAAGGAUGCUCAGAACAGACUGGCACCCAUUGGGAGGCGCCAACUGCUUCGAUUCCAGGAAGAUCUCAUCUCUUCUGCUGUGGCUGAGUUGAAUUAUGGGCUCUGUCUAAUGACAAGAGAAGCUCGAAAUGGAGAAGGUGAACCCUAUGAUCCAGAUGUGCUCUACUAUAUUUUCCUGUGUAUUCAAAAGUAUCUUUUUGAAAAUGGAAGGGUUGAUGACAUUUUCUCCGAUCUUUAUUAUGUUCGAUUCACGGAGUGGCUACAUGAAGUUCUGAAAGAUGUUCAGCCCCGAGUCACUCCACUUGGCUAUGUCCUGCCCAGCCACGUGACUGAGGAGAUGCUGUGGGAGUGCAAGCAGCUCGGGGCUCACUCCCCUUCCACCCUGCUGACCACCCUCAUGUUCUUUAACACCAAAUACUUCCUUUUGAAGACAGUGGACCAGCAUAUGAAGCUGGCCUUCUCCAAGGUUUUGCGACAGACAAAGAAGAACCCCUCUAAUCCUAAGGAUAAAAGCACGAGUAUUCGGUACCUGAAGGCACUUGGGAUACACCAGACUGGCCAGAAAGUUACAGAUGACAUGUAUGCAGAACAGACGGAAAAUCCAGAGAAUCCACUGAGAUGUCCCAUCAAGCUCUACGAUUUCUACCUCUUUAAAUGCCCCCAGAGUGUGAAAGGCCGGAAUGACACCUUUUAUCUGACGCCCGAGCCAGUGGUGGCCCCCAAUAGCCCAAUCUGGUACUCGGUCCAGCCUAUCAGCAGAGAACAGAUGGGACAGAUGCUGACUCGGAUCCUGGUGAUACGAGAAAUUCAGGAGGCCAUUGCAGUGGCCAACGCAAGCACCAUGCACUGAGAUGCCUAAGCCAUGGUGCAAGGGAGAUGAUCCAGGAAAAAAAAUGGACAGACUUUCACACUAAAGAAGAGGCCUCCAUUUUUUCUUUUUUUUAUUGGUGUAGUUAUGAAGCCUUUCAGACUGCUUCUGUUUAAAAUGUAAAAGGAAACUUUGCCUCCUGUGCGUCUCCGUAAAUCUGCGCAGAUUCCUCAGCCCCUGGGGGUGCUGGGUUUCCUGAAAAGCCAGAUGUCCUAGAAAGUGGCUGGCUGGCUUUUUCUUUUUUUUGUCUGGGGCCUGGGAAAAGGGCUUGGACUGUUAGGAGAAAUGUGGCCCGUUCCCUUACCCUAGAAAGAUGGAAUUAGUGAUGGAUGGACCCUCCAGGGAAUCUCCCCAGCUGGCUUCCACUCUGACUGGCAGACGUCGCUGACCACAGGGGAGCCACCGUCUUUUUCUUUCUUCAUGCUCAGACAUAAACUUAGCAUCUUAAUGGAAGGAAAAUGAGGGGAACUUCAAUUAUGAUUUAUUAAAGACAAUUUCUAUUACACCCUCCUUUAUGACAAGUGACAUUUUAGAUGUUAAAGUAAAAACUUUACCAUGCCUCUUUUUUUUUUUUUUUUUUUUUUGGCCUAGCAUUGAGGCCUUAAACCUGAGGCUCCUGUGCCUGAUGGAAUUCUUGUAACAUACACUUGUGUAUCAUAUAAAGAUACCACUCUGUUUCUCUUAUGUAUUCUUAAUCUAGUUGUUUAUUAAGAAUGACAAGCACGUCUUUUCAACA
Messenger RNA from Prionailurus viverrinus (fishing cat), 3824 nucleotides. RefSeq names its product glutamine rich 1 (gene QRICH1). Bases 731 to 3070 code for a protein of 779 amino acids. NCBI's taxonomy places the organism in Eukaryota, Metazoa, Chordata, Mammalia, Carnivora, Felidae. The record is from RefSeq and is a predicted model, not a curated record. The transcript is spliced from 12 exons.